This is a messenger RNA of Vitis vinifera (wine grape), 2057 nucleotides long. RefSeq names its product pectinesterase. Gene Ontology annotation, molecular function: pectinesterase activity; pectinesterase inhibitor activity. The transcript has 2 exons. Lineage: Eukaryota; Viridiplantae; Streptophyta; Magnoliopsida; Vitales; Vitaceae. The record is from RefSeq and is a predicted model, not a curated record. Gene Ontology annotation, biological process: cell wall modification. Bases 177 to 1913 code for a protein of 578 amino acids.
AGGUUUGUCUGCAGCUAGAAAUCAUUUUCCUAUCUUCACAUGGGGCUGGUUAAAGUGAAUGCAAUCACCUCACUCAGUUAAUGCUUUUUACAUAUAAAAAAAAGGGAUAGAGUAGUCAUCCCCAGUCCUCAGUGUUGGGUGUCCACUUUUCUUGGGGAGUUGAGUGGAUAGUGAUAAUGGUGAAGAUUGGGGAAACAUUUGGGGAGUCCGGCAAGAAGAAGAGUAGGAGGGUCUUGUUAGGAGUUAGUGCUUCUCUUGUAUUCCUUCUAGUACUGGUGGUGACUGUGGCGAGAGUCUCUGUGUCUCCACACAAUUCCCAACAUCAAAACUGGGCAGCUCACCCCAUCGUCAAAUCCUCCUGCAGUGCCACUUUGUACCCAGAGCUAUGCUUCUCCGCAGUGUCAUCGAGGGAAGGGGAGGAAGCCAAAAUCACGAAGCCAAAGGAUGUGAUUGAGGCGGUGUUGAACUUCACCAUAACAACAGUCCAGCACAACUACUUCACGUUGCAGCACAUCAUCAAAACCCGCUUAGGCCUUUCCCCGCGGGAGAAGGCUGCCCUCCACGAUUGUCUGGAAAUGGUGGACGACACCCUCGACGAGCUUCACAAGUCUGCUCUUGAUCUCCAGGACUAUUCUCUCAACAAGUCCAUAUCCCAACAAGCCGACGACCUCAUCACACUGUUGAGUGCCGCCAUGACCAACCAAGAAACAUGCAUUGAUGGAUUCUCCCACGAUGGGGCCGACAAGAAGAUUCGGAAAGGGUUGAUGGAUGGCCAAAUGCAGGCCUUCCGGUUGUGCAGCAACGUGCUGGCCAUGAUCAAGAACCUCACCGACACUGACAUGGCCGCCGCAGCCUCUGCUGCUGGGCGGCAGCUUCGGGAGGAGGAGGAGGAAGCGACUGCAACAGCAAUAGAGUGGCCCGAGUGGUUGUCCGCCGGAGAUCGGAGACUGUUGCAAGCGUCCACUGUGACGGCGGAUGUGACGGUGGCUGCGGAUGGCAGUGGAAACUAUAAGACAGUGGGGGAGGCGGUGGCGUCGGCGCCGGAGAGGAGUAGUAAAAGGUACAUAAUAAGGAUAAAAGCAGGAGUAUACAAGGAAAACGUGGAGGUGCCGAAGAAGAAGACAAACAUAAUGUUCGUGGGAGAUGGGAGGACCAAUACCAUCAUCACCGCCAGUCGGAAUGUGGUUGAUGGCAGCACAACCUUCCACUCUGCCACUGUUGCGGUGGUGGGAGACGGGUUCCUAGCGAGGGACAUAACUUUCCAGAACACAGCAGGGCCAUCAAAGCACCAAGCAGUGGCACUUCGUGUGGGAUCAGAUCUAUCGGCAUUCUACAGGUGUGACGUGCUUGCAUAUCAGGACACCCUCUAUGUUCACUCCCUCCGCCAGUUCUUCGUCGGCUGUCUCGUUGCUGGCACUGUUGACUUCAUCUUCGGAAAUGCUGCUGCUGUCUUGCAGGACUGUGACAUCCACGCCCGUCGCCCAAACUCAGGUCAGAGGAACAUGGUCACCGCUCAAGGCCGAGAUGACCCUAACCAAAACACUGGCAUUGUCAUCCAGAAGUGCAGGAUCGGUGCAACCUCGGAUCUAAAGCCCGUCCAGAGCAGCUUCCCUACUUAUCUGGGGAGGCCAUGGAAGGAGUACUCCAGGACCGUUGUCAUGCAGACAAGUAUCAGUGAUGUGAUCAACCCAGCUGGGUGGUACCCUUGGAAUGGCAAUUUUGCUCUGGACACCCUCUUCUAUGCCGAGUAUCAGAACACAGGGGCAGGUGCAGACACCUCCAAGAGGGUGAACUGGAAGGGCUUCAAGGUGAUCACCAGUGCAAGUGAGGCCCAGGCUUUUACUGCCGGCAGUUUUAUUGGGGGAAGUAGUUGGUUGCCUUCCACCGGCUUUCCCUUCUCUCUGGGUCUCUAAUUCUGUUUCACUGCCAUUAUUUGACUAGACUCCUCCCUGUAUCUCCAUCUCCCAAGUAUCUCCACAUGCAUGUAUGCAUGAUUUGCAUCAAUUUUCAGUUUCAUAAUAAUAAAACCGCAUUUCCCCCCGCUGACGGAAAACCGA